Molecule: messenger RNA, 342 nt
Organism: Porites lobata
Lineage: Eukaryota; Metazoa; Cnidaria; Anthozoa; Scleractinia; Poritidae
Source: the annotation of a GenBank genome assembly
AUGGACGAGUUCCAAGGUGCAGAAGAAACAUCUUUCGUUGUAGAUGAAGUCAGCAACAUUAUCAAGGAGUCUGUUGAGGGAGCGAUCGGUGGAAACGCAUAUCAACACAACAAGGUGAACCAGUGGACUUCCAAUGUCGUCGAGCAGUGUUUGAACCAGCUAACAAAGCUUGGCAAGCCGUUCAAGUACAUUGUGACCUGUGUAAUCAUGCAGAAGAAUGGUGCCGGCCUCCACACCGCUAGCUCUUGCUUCUGGGAUAACACUUCGGACGGGAGUUGUACUGUAAGAUGGGAAAACAAGACGAUGUAUUGUAUCGUGAGUGUGUUCGGGUUGGCGAUUUAA